Messenger RNA from Solea solea (common sole), 4391 nucleotides. It is a transcript of the gene il1rapl1a, whose product is annotated as interleukin 1 receptor accessory protein-like 1a. The transcript has 12 exons. The coding region runs from base 829 to 2976 and encodes 715 amino acids. Gene Ontology annotation, biological process: signal transduction; negative regulation of exocytosis. Lineage: Eukaryota; Metazoa; Chordata; Actinopteri; Pleuronectiformes; Soleidae. The record is from RefSeq and is a predicted model, not a curated record.
AUUUCAGCGCUACAGCUUUGGUUUGAGUUAUAGGUGUCCGUCGGAAUGCAACCCCCCUCCAUCCAUUUCACCGUUAAAUCGAUGGAAAUGGCAGCGUGCAGGUGCAGCCGCGGUGUGUGUGUCGGAGCCGACGGGGGACGGUGUGUGGUGCACUAGGACCGGGGAGAGAUCCCUCUCUCCUCGUCGUGUGCAGUGCAACUACGGAGCAGAGCUGUGGAGGAAACCCCCAUCGGAUCUGACCAUCAUAUCCAUACAUUUCGUUUUUCCCCAUCUCCGCCGCGACGCGGCUGAGUGCAGAGGAUCACACCGACCAGUGCGCCUGGGAUGCUGAAGCCCCCCAGGAUUGGAUAAGUCAUGAAGAUCGAUUUGCCCAAAAGUCAGCUGUGAUUUCUUUUUUUAUCUUCAUUUUUUAUUUAUUUAAUUUGUUUUGUACGGGGGACGACCACUUUGCAGCUUUACUCUCAUUCCUUUUCAUUUUGUUGGUUGUAGUAGUGUUUUUUUUUUCUCCCUAUUUUUUCCUCCAUAUCUACCCAUGAUCGUUUUAUUCCAGGCGCGCAAAUUCUCCUCUGCGUAGGAGAGCGCUUGUUGGCGCACUUCUUUCCCCCGAAAGACAAUAUUUCGAUUAUUCCGUUUGGAUUUUAAACCGCACGGUUGGCUGAAUGGGUGACACCGCUGAGACACAGACUGUAUCUGGCUUGCACCCAUUUUAUGGAAACGUGUUUUCUCCACUGACGUGGAGUUGUGAUGUCCAAAACCUUCCCCACUGACUAACAAACGGCGUUGUACCAUUUUGGAAUCGAGUUGAAAGGCUGUGAGGACGGGGGGAAGAUGAGACCUCCCAGCCCUCUUCUGAUCCUGCUGUACAUCACGCUGUCCAGGAGUGUGAAGGUGGUCUCCAAGAGAGGCUCAGUGGAUGGCUGUACAGACUGGUCAGUGGACUACCUGAAGUACCGGGUGCUGCAGGGCGAGCCGGUGCGGCUGAAAUGCGCUCUGUUCUACGGUUACAUCCGGGCCAACUACAGCCAGGCGCAGAGUGUGGGCCUCAGCCUCAUGUGGUACCGCAGCUCUGGCCUCGGCCACAGUGACUUUGAGGAGCCCAUCACUUUCGAUGGGUCACGCAUGAGCAAGGAGGAGGAUGCCAUCUGGUUUAGACCUGCUGACCUCCAGGACGUUGGCCUCUACUCCUGUGUCUUACGGAACUCGACCUACUGCAUGAAGGUGUCCAUGUCUCUGACUGUGGCAGAGAAUGACACAGAUCUAUGCUACAACUCCAAUAUGAGACGGAGCGAGAAGGCUGAGCUCAGUAAGAGCAAAGAGAUUUGGUGUCCUGACAUAGAUGACUAUGUUGAACCUGGAAAAGAUCCAGACAUCGUCUGGUACAAGGAGUGCCGUCCAAAGCAGUGGCCAGCCAACAUCAUUCAGAAGAGAGACAUACUGUCUUUCCAGGAGGUAAAGGAAGAGGACAUUGGGAAUUAUACCUGCGAGAUCCAGUUUGGUGGUUUUGUGGUCAGGAGGACCACUGAACUCACAAUAACAGCUCCUUUGACUGACAAGCCACCAAAGAUCCUGUUUCCCUCGGAAAACAAGAUUAGCAAUAUGGAGCUGCAGCUAGGGAGUGCUUUGAACCUCACUUGCCGGGCAUUUUUUGGCUACAGCGGUGACGUCAGUCCACUCAUCUACUGGAUGAAGGGAGAGAAGUUCAUUGAGGACCUGGAUGAAGAGAGAGUCCAGGAGAGUGACAUCAAAGUGAUCAAGGAGCAUCUUGGUGAACAGGAAGUGGCCAUCUCCUUGACGAUUGACUCUCUGGAGGAGGAGGACCUGGGAAAUUAUUCCUGUUAUGUGGAAAAUGGUAACGGCCGUCGCCAAGCUACUAUCCAGCUCUUCAGACGAGCAGAGCUCAUGUACACAGUGGAACUGGCAGGAGGGCUGGGAGCAAUCCUGCUGCUACUCAUCUUCCUCAUCUCCCUCUACAAAUGCUACAAGAUCGAGCUGAUGCUUUUCUAUAGGAGGCACUUUGGCAGCGAGGACGUGGACGGAGAAAACAAAGACUACGAUGCUUACCUGUCCUACACCAAAGUGGACCCUGACCAGUGGAGUCAAGAGACCAGGGAGGAGGAGCGCUUUGCCCUGGAGAUCCUCCCUGAUGUCCUGGAGAAACACUAUGGCUACAAACUCUUCAUCCCAGAUCGAGACCUCAUUCCAACAGGAAGUCUCACGAAUGAACAUUACCAGGAUGACACACGGCUCUUUGGAGCCUACAUAGAGGAUGUGGCACGCUGUGUCGACCAGAGCAAGCGCCUCAUUAUAGUCAUGACACCCAACUAUGUGGUGCGGAGAGGCUGGAGUAUCUUUGAGCUUGAGACUAGGCUGCGCAACAUGCUGGUGACUGGCGAGAUCAAAGUCAUCCUGAUUGAGUGCGCUGAGUUGCGUGGCAUCAUGAACUACCAGGAGGUAGAGGCUCUUAAGCAUACCAUUAAAACCCUCACUGUCAUCAAGUGGCAUGGCCCCAAGAGCAACAAGCUCAACUCCAAGUUCUGGAAGAAGCUGCAGUAUGAGAUGCCGUUCAGACGCACAGUGCCCAUGCUCACCCACGAGCCGGCGUUGGACGUCAGCGAGCAGGGUCCCUUCGGAGAGCUACAGACCGUCUCUGCCAUCUCCAUGGCAGCAGCCACUACCACCGCCAUGGCCACCGCCCACCCAGAGCUGCGUUCCUCUUUCCACAACACCUACCACACCACCAUGAGGCAGAAACACUACUACCGCAGCUACGAGUAUGACAUACCCCCAGGAGGGACCCUGCCACCUCUCUCUUCUCUGGGGAACCAGCACACCUACUGCAACAUCCCACUAACACUGCUGAAUGGACAGAGGCCUCCGGGGAAGAGCAGAGAGCACAGCCUUGAGGAGGCGCACGCUAACAACGCCAUGCUCCCUCUGCUACCACGAGAAACCAGCAUCUCCAGCGUCAUCUGGUAAUAGCGAACAGACUCGACAUCAGCUGGUCGGAGAAGGAUCAAUCAGGGUCAGACAUGGCUUGGUUCAGUCUGGUAGCUCUAAGGAAGGGAAAGAGUUCAAGCUUGUGGUUUCAGUGAAAAGUGUUCAGGAUCCAUUUGGUCCAACUGCAGUGAACUAGCAGCUCUUGAUGGAGAUACGGCAGGUUUUUUGGACACUCCUACUCUUUGUUUUACUUUUUUUUUUUUCAAGAGGACAACACCUGAGUAACUGUUUUCUAUGUGAAACUACAGGAGAUAAAAUAAAUAUAUAUAUAUAUAUAUACUGUUUCAACAUCUAGUGAGAGAUGGACUCGCAAGAACUCCACAUUUAAGAAACCAACGCACUAUGGCAAUUGUGUACUUGUAUGUAUAAUGUACACUCACAAAUGUGCAUAUAUACAAACACAAGGAAAACAGGGUCUUGUACAUAUAUUUGGAUUUAUUUGUAGCAUCAGUGUUUUUCCUGUUUUGAUCUUUUGUUUGUUUUGUUCAAUCAUGUUUGCUGCCUUCUUUAAUGCAGGACUUUGCUUUAACUUGUUACACACAGUUGUAUAUUUUCCAUUGUUUACUCUUUUUUAGAUUGUUUUCAACAUGCUUGUUUGGAAAAGCCACUCUGUCCAUGCACUUGUGCUGUUUUUUGUUCAUUUGUUAUUGUUUGUUUUUUGAAUCUUUGUGUAGUUUAAGAGAACAUUUUUUAACACUUUUGGACACGCCUGGACAUUUCAGGAGCUUUGAGGAGCUGAAACAUCUUUUUUUCCUAUAAGAGGUGUAUCUAGUUUAAAAGGAAACUUUCUCUUUUAGGAAACAAAAAAAUCAUUGAAUAUGCAAAAAGAAGGAGGAGCUGGUGGAAAUGCACCGUCCUGUGAGAUCCAGCAGGUGGAGCAGUUGGGGGGCAGUGCUGUCCUCUCCAAUCAGAUCGACCAAUAGACUGGCAGAUCUCUCUCUAAAGCUUCGUAUUUUCUAUUGAAACAAACAGCCUUGCUGUUUUAGAGUGAUAGUGAAAUGCCUCACCUUAAAAAGAAAUCUGUAGAUUAUUUUAAAAAGAAUUCUAUUUUUAUAACAGAAAAGACUUUGCUUGCGGAGUCGUACUUAUUUGCAUUUCAUCUACCAUGGAAAGGGGAUUUGUGUAUGUGUUAUGCUGGUUUUGUAUCCUUGCAACGUGAUUCCUGGUUUGUUCAGAGAUUAAGAUGGUUUAUGAAUCCCACAUAAGAGAAAAAGCCCUCUACUGUUCUAGAUUCAAAAGUAAAGCAUUUUCAAUGUUUUUCCUUUCUUUCUUUUGUUUUAACACAAUAUUAUUCCCAUACUUUGGUUCAUAUGGAUAGUUAAUGUUUAAGGAAAGAAAAAAACAUGUGUUUUGAAAGACUUUUUAAAUAUAUUUGAAGGUGUGAUUUUUUUGAG